AUGGGUCGCAAGAAGAAGAAGCAGUCGAGGCCAUGGUGCUGGUAUUGCAACAGAGAAUUUGAUGACGAAAAAAUUCUUAUUCAGCACCAAAAAGCUAAACACUUUAAGUGUCAUAUUUGUCACAAAAAGCUCUAUACAGGACCUGGCUUGAGUAUACAUUGCAUGCAGGUUCACAAAGAAACAAUUGACAAAGUCCCCAAUGCUCUACCCAAUCGAAGUAAUAUUGAGGUAGAGAUUUAUGGUAUGGAGGGUAUUCCAGCAAAUGAUUUGAAAGAUCAUGAAAAACAAAGAAAUGGUAGAGCCGGUUCUCCCAGUUCUGGUGAAGAUGAGCCUGCUCCUAAGAAGAUUAAACCUGAAGGUCUUUUAGGGACAGCUCCUGGCUCUAUGCCUCCUAAUAUGAUGUCUGGACAUCCUGGAAUGCAGUUUCCAGGAAUGCCCGGUAUGAUGCAACACAUGGGAGGCUUUAUGGGCCACGGGAUGGUACCUGGAAUGCCUCCCCCAGGUAUGCCACCAAGCGGUCCUACAAGGCCACUAUUCCCAAGUGCUACAGCUGUUUCAUCUGCAGCAUCUACAGCUUCUGCUCCACUAGGAGCUGAUUUCAAGCCUAUUACAUCUAUGGCGGGAAGUUCAAUUGGUCCUGUGAAACCAACUUUCCCUGCGUAUAGCAAUAUUGAUCAGAAUGCUUCUGUUGGUGAUAAAGUUGCAAUGAUAGCCACCACGAGUGCUACAAGUAAAAUAAUUCAUCCUGCUGAAGAUCUUAGUUUGGAGGAAAUACGAGCGAGAUUGCCGAAAUAUCAGCGCCGAAAGGACGAUCAGAACAAUUGCUCGAGCGGGCCUCAGACGAUAACAACGUCGACGGCCGCGGCAAUGACGAGCGCGGCCAUUCACCAGGCCCAGCAGCAGGCGCAGCAACACGCCCACCAGCAGCAACAGCAGCAGCAGGCGGCGGCGGCGGUGGCGGCUUUCCAAGAUCAGCAGCAUCGCCAGCAGGCUGCACUCAGUGCGCUGCAGCAGCAGCAGCAGCAGCAACAGCAGCAGCGCUUCCCCAGGCCACAGGUCAUGGCGAUGCCACAAGUAUCCACCCAGAUGACGAUGCCCGUGAGCUCGGUCGCGCUCAUGGCGCCGCUCAUGAGGCCCACGAUGACCCUGGCCGCACCUGCCCUCAUUCAUGGAGGUAACAUGAUGCGUCCGCCCCCCAUGGGCCUGCCACCAGGUAUGAUAGGAGGCCUGCCACCGGGCGCGAUGCAUCCGGCAUUCGCAGCUGCAGCCGCGGCCAAUCCGAUGGGCUUCCCCGGCGGGCCGAUGCUGGCGCCCAUGAUGCAUCCACGUUUCAGAUGAUCGCCACCCGCGGCAGCCGCAGCCAUGAGAGUGCUUGCCGCCGAUCCUGGGCCGCCUGUCGUGGCUCCGCCAGCCCCCGUGCAUUUGGUGCUCUGGGCUAGACCCUAAAGAGACGAAGCAACAAACAAAAAAAGAAAGGGAAAAAAUAUUCAGCGAGAAAAAACGAAACAUUGAACAUGCGCCUCUCGAAGCUUUUUAGUCAAUUUGCGUGACGACGACGACGAGGAUGAUAACGAUGACAACGACGACGAUAACAAAGUGUGAAGAAAAAAAAGUGAAAUGAGUUUGUUUCUCAUUUUUUUACCCGGGGGCUGUUCGCACGAUUCACAUCCACGAGACGACGGAAUGAGAGUGAAUAUAGAGCGAGCGAGAGAGAGAGAAAAGAAACAAGAAAGAAACGAGACCUGCAAUAAAUAUAUUUUAAUGUAAAUGAACUACUAUUGUUGUGAGGUCAUCGAAAACAUGGAAUUCAUCAACGUGUGCUCAAAUACCCCCUUGUCUAUCGACCUUGGUACAGAACCACUAAGCAGAGCAGCGAUUGCCAGCCAAGAAACACAGAAGUUAGCAAAUACUCAUUGUUUUACUUUUAAAUAUAAUAUAUCAUGAAUUAAUGAUUAUUAAUCGCUUAUAUAUAUAACGUACUAUAUAAAUAAUAAUAUUACUUGAAUUAACUUUGACGAUAGAAGAGCAUUACGUGUGUGAUUACUGUUUUUCGAAUCGCGAUCGUGACUGUUGAGUAAUACUAUAAAUAAUUAAUAAUAAUGAUCAGUAUGUAAAUGAUUAUAUACGAAUAUAUUUACUCGGCUCUCGAGUGUUCGACUUGACGAUUUAUAAAAUAACUGUGGGGUCGAUAGAGUGCAUCGUCCUUAGUGCGUGUAUUGAACAAGUGACGUGUAAAUUGUUUUAACUUCUCACGUUGCUCCACUAAUGUACAUAUAUAGAUAAACAACUUGCAGGUUAGUUCGUUGAUCGAUUUUUUUUCCAAUUAACUAUUUCACUUUUUUGUCAAUAUAUAUAUAUUUAAUCAUUAAAGCGUAGUAAAUAUUGGAUUGGUUACAUUUAAUGCUUGCACCGAGUUCGUUCAUCGAGUUGUAUACCUUUUCUUUUUACACGUUCACUCUUGUAAUUUUUUCUUUUUCUUUUUUUUUAACUUUUCUCUUUGUAUUAUUUUUAUUUUAUCGGGUGAAUUGUGGUGCAUCGUUCACCGCGAGUGUGUUCUGUACAUACUUAAAAAUAAUAAUCCAAUGGGUGACUUUUUAGCGAAUCAACUCACGUAUACGUUCGAUGAUAAGCGAACGUUUUUGUUGUAAUUAUACGUAAUUAUGAAUGAAUUAUAUAUCUAUAACAAAUAUGUAUAAAUAUAUUGUUACCCUCAUUAAAUUGUAUCUGUACAGUGUAAAGGAAUCAAUAUUAA
Messenger RNA from Trichogramma pretiosum, 2752 nucleotides. RefSeq names its product BUB3-interacting and GLEBS motif-containing protein ZNF207 (gene BuGZ). NCBI's taxonomy places the organism in Eukaryota, Metazoa, Arthropoda, Insecta, Hymenoptera, Trichogrammatidae. Gene Ontology annotation, cellular component: nucleus. The transcript has 6 exons. The record is from RefSeq and is a predicted model, not a curated record. Gene Ontology annotation, molecular function: DNA binding. Bases 1 to 1338 code for a protein of 445 amino acids.